AUGGAAACGGUCGCCAGAGAUACCGGUCGGCACGUUCCCGAAGAGUCACGCCGAUCCGGGAGUAGAAGCCAGAAAUCCAGAAUCUGUCUCGAGGCGCGGCAGGGCAAUUACGGUAGCGGCCGGCGACGCCGCUGGACAAUUUCGGGCCUGCCUGCCCUGACCAGCAGUAAUAAUAAUUUGAUUGCACUUCCUCCGCUAGGACCAGCUUCUAGGAGGUUCUUAGGUGACGUUUCUUCGAACUUUUUCCGAGUUUCCACUUCAAUUCUGUAAACAAAAAAACUUGUCUUCAAAAAGUUGGGAUCUGUUUUUGUUUGUAAACCGACUUUGUGUUUUUUUUCCAUUUUCAUUCUUCAUUUCUCUAAAAUCUUAAUUAAAUCUAAAGUCUAAUUUGACACCUCUGAAACUUCAGAAUCUGAAUUUUCUUCUACAAUUUCCUAAUUUCUUAAUUCAUUUUAAAAUGCUUAAGUAAAGCGAUAAAGUUUUUUUUUCAAUUCCAUCUUUUCUUUUCAUUCGUCAAGCGAUUUUUCAUCGUCGAACUCAGAAUCUCUUUUAGAAAUAAAUAACUUAACUCAUUUCUUCGUUUCCCCUCCAAGCUGUUGUUUCACCCUCCAUGCUAAUUUUUUUAUAAAAAAAUCUCUGCUUGAUUCGUUUCAAAUGAGCUUCAAGUAUUAAUUUCCACUCACUAGAUCUUCUCCCUAUCAUAGAUUUUAGAGCGGAAAUAAUACAUUGAAUUUUUUUAUAUCAACUUGAAAAAAACAGGCUCUAAAUCGCAAUUAAAAAUGCUUCACCGCCGUUUUCUUUGCAUGAUAUUUAUUUUUAUUUGAAUAACAAAUUAUAUUUAAAAACCUUCGAGAAAUUCAGAAACAAGAUUAGAGAAGCAGCGAAGAACGCCAACGUGUCCGCCGACCGAUGAGGUGGCUCAAAAUCUUAAUCAUCGCUUGGGCGGUAAGAAAUUGAAUUUAAUGAUUUCCGGUUAAACUUGGGAGUUUGAUAAAAAAAAAAAAGACAUACGAAUUUUACUAUCAAGACAUUUUUCAGAACUAUUUAUUCGCCAACGCCAUCAGCAUCGACAACGACAUCGUAGGCGACCCAGACAUUGAAUGUUUGGAGGACGAAAUUCGAGUUUGGGUCAAAACUCGCAAAGCCUUUCGCUGGUCUGUUUUUUUGAAUAGACUUUUUGAAAGGCAAAACAAUAUCUUGGGAAAUUCUUUUUUUAUAAAAAAAUGAUUUAUCAGGAUAAACUUCACUUUACAGUUUUUUUCAUUCGAAAAUUUUUUUCAAGAACCUGCUAGCAAGCUGAAUUGAUGACUUUUUCAAAAAAAAAAAUUAGAAAGAAAAAAACUGAAAAAAUCGCAUACAUAAAAAGGAAUGGCGGCAAGGUUGCUCCAGAGAGCAAAAAUUCCAAAAAAAUUCUGUUUUUUUCUUCUCCUUUUUAAAAAUUUAUUCAAAUUUAUUAAUUGUUGUUUUUUUCAUAAUUUUUUUCAUAAUAUUUUUUUCAGAUAAUGAUCUGUACAGACAAAGCUGUUUUUCAUUAUUCUUACUGAGAGAAUUCAUGAAAAAAUGAAUCGAUUUGCUGAAAUAACGCGCUCCUGGAUUCAUCUUUUUUUUUCUGUUUGAAAAUAAGAUACUUAAAAGUCAAUAUUCAGGAAGAAUAUAUGCCAAAGGCCGAAGCGAGUUAGAAGAAUGCUUCAAAGACGAUUUCGCAAGGGAUCGAACCAACAAGCCGCAUUUCGAUCUGAAAUUCGGGGCUUGUGGCAUGAAAAGCUUAAGAUCGGUAGGGCGUAGUUUAAUUCGAAUUAUUAAAAAAAAAUCCGAAAAAGUUGAAAAAAAACAAUUUCAGGUCGAUCCACGCGGCAUGUACUACGGCAUCACGGUGGUCGUUUCAUUUCAUCCGGUAAAUUUUCAUAUAAUUCAUGAAGUUCAGUUUUUCAGAGUUUAGAUUUCUAUUUAGUAUCGAUUUUACUAAUUUUUCAGUUAUUCAUCACAAAAGUCGAUCAAGCUUUUCAUGUUAAAUGCUUCUUUGAGGAGGCUAGUAAAGGAUUGACGGCGGAACUCGGUGUUAGGUUCGUUUUUUUUUGUAAAACUUAGAAUUUAAAGUGAAAAAAAGCUAAUUCUGACUGAAAAUUAUUCCAUGAAAAUUUUUACGUUUUUGAAAAGAUUUAGUGUGAAAAUGUAGAAUCGAUUUUUUUUUUCCUUGUUUUGAAUCUUAUGUGGACUGCGUUAAUUUCAUCGUUAAUUUCAUUGAAUUUCGAUUGAACCUGAGAUUAAAAAUAGUUUUUUUCAAGCUGAUAUCUCUUUCAAAAAAAAGAAAUAUCCUCAACUUCAAAAGCAUUUUUAGGGCUUUUUAAAUUCCUAAAUCGUGAAAUUUAGCUAAUAUUUUUUUCAAAUAAAUUCACCUAUCGGCUUUUUUUCUCAAGUUAUAAUAAUAAAUUAUGAAAAAAAUAUUGAACCGAAUUUUUCUUCUCAAAUAUUUCAUAUAAACUCAAAAUUCAAGAAUGUAAAUAAUAUUUUUUUCUAUUUUUUUCUUUAAUCAUUUAGGAAAAAAAGUAAUAAAGCAAUGGCCUGAAGAGACGACAGAGAAGUUAAAGCACUUUCGAUUCUCUGCCCUCUCCUCUUACUAAAUCAACUAGAAUUUUUAAAUUUCUGCUUUGAUUUCGUUCACCUCUUACAAUUGUUUAAUGUUUCCUUUAAAAGUCUAAAAAAAUCAUGAAUCAUACAAAUCGAAAAAAAAACCGGUGCACUCGAGUCGGAAGGCAAAAGUACGGCUGUCCAUUCAAGGGCUCCAAUAAUUUCCUCGGCCAUACGAAAAAUUCUUCCUUUUUUUGCCCCGUUUAUAAUUGCUCAAACCGUCUGGCCAGCUAGCUGGCGCGGUUUUUCUGACCUAAUUGGGCGGAGUGAAAAUUUCCGACAUUUGAAACGUCCAGUUAAACCGGAUUUUUUUUGAGUAAAAAUGAAAAUGGGGCCUUUUUCGGGAUAUUUUGGGAUACAGGUUUUUUUAUCAAGAGGAGUGACUAAAAAAACAGAAAAAUUUUUUUUAACGCUAAUUAUUUUUUUCAAUGAAAAAAAGUAGUUGAAGUUGAUAUGCUCCCAAAUGCUAUCGAAAGGAACUCUAAUUAUUCGAAUUUACUUCUAGACAUUCAAAAACCCAAAAACGUAAAAAAAAAAUCGGAUAGUUAUUUGUUUUUUUCUUUUGCUUCAUUUUUGUAUUCAGCACUGAGAAAUUUUCAGUGCGCUCACCAAGUAGUCCUUGAGAAACCUCUUAAGUGGCCACCAAAGUUUUCAGCAUGAUCCCGACGACGGAAGUCGAGGCCCGCCACGGGAUUCCCGGGUGUUCCUACUCGAUUCACCUGUCUUCCAUCGACAAUAUCGACGCCGGAAGACCCGCCGGUCCUCCGAUUCAGUUCGCCAGAGUCGGGGACAAAGUCCUCCAUCAGUGGCAUUGCAAUGAUCGUCAGUUUCUCAACACAGCGCUCACGAAAAUGAAAAAAUAUUAUUUCUAAUAAUUGCGUGGUGGAGCAUUUGAUCAAAAAGAACUGGUAAAGUAAAUAACUUGAAGGUUAAGUAAACGCGGCGGAUUGGAUCAAAGUAGUCCCUUAAGAGUACGGACGAUCAUUACAGAAAUUAUUUAAUUUUUUACCUUGGUUAUUCAGAAAACGUUUUUCUUGUAAAUUUUAUCACUUGAAAUUUUCAGAAGGAUAGAUAAGCCUUUAUUCGCUCAUUUUUCAAUUAAUAAAAGUUUCAUGCAGAUUUUCUAAGUUUCAAAGUAACGCUUUCAGAAAGGGGACAUCAUAGUGUCCGCCAAAGUCUUUCAAAAAUUUUUGAGUGGUCCCUAUAGGGUUUCGUUGUUUUUGGGACCAUUAUAGGGGCAAUUUCACGAUCUUUGUUAGAAAGCGUAGGGGUGCCUCAAAGGGUCCCUAUUAAGCUCCCUACAAGGACCACUUCUUCUCAGUAAGAUGCAGAAGUCUUUCACAACACUGAAAACGGCUCUUCAUUUCCAGGGCUUCAUUGAACUCUUUAAAAGCUCCUCUGAACAUCCGAGCGAAGAUUUAUAAUUUUGAAAUUCUUAGAAAUGUACGGGGUUCUCAUCAAUAAUUGCUACGUAACUGACGGAUUCGGCAAGAAGGCCGACGUCAUCGAUGAUAAAGGGUAUUUCUGAAACGUUACUCUCAUGUUUCCCCAAAUGAAAUCUCAGCUGUCCCUUGGAUCCGAUUUUAAUCACCGGAAUCAGAUAUUCGUCGGAUUUACAACGGGCCUACGCUGAAUCAUCGGUAUUUCUUCAGGUUUCAGACAAAUUCUUGUAAUUUUCAACUUUUAGGUCUUCAAAUUCGCAGACAAACCAGGGGUAUGGUUCUUCUGCCAGGUGCAGAUGUGUAUGAAGAAGCAUGGGAUGUGCGAUGGGAUUACGGUAGGAUUUUACAGUACUUCUGGAAUUUCAAAAGUGUAGUGGAAAUGAACGAAAUUAGGAUCAAAACGGUUAGUACCAUUCUGUAAUUUUUUGAGUAAUCACAACCCCAUCGUCUCAUUUAGAAUGUCUGAAUUGACUUGCAACCGACCUAAAACGACUUGCGAUAGCUAAAGUAAGAGAAAGGUUCUGAAUGUCAAGUUGGCUGCAAAAAACCGCUACUCUAUUUUGUGUUCUUAUUUGUUGUGUUGUAAGAAUAUGAAAUGAAAGUGAAUUAACGAUUAACCAUAUCAUUCGUUGGAGCAUUGAGAUCAAGGUCUCGAGACGAAGAUUCGAUUUUAGAAUAGUGUUCUAAAAUUCGACCGUUCGACCAGUUAGACCGUUCAACUGAUAUGACCGUUCAGUUUUUCGAACGGUUAUAACAUGUCAUUUUUCUGACCGUUCGUUUGACCGACCAAUUUCUGAAAUUUACGAAACCGACCGACCAUUUUCGAAGUGACAUUUCGAACGUUCGAAAAAUGACCGACCAUUUUCAGAGUGACAUUUCGAACGGUCAAAAAAUGACCGACCAUUUUCAGAGUGACAUUUCGAACGGUCAAAAAAUGACCGACCAUUUUUGAAGUGACAUUUCGAACGUUCGAAAAAUGACCAACCAUUUUCAGAGUGACAUUUCGAACGGUCAAAAAAUGACCGACCAUUUUAAGAGUGACAUUUUGAACGGUCAAAAAAUGAACGACCAAUUUUGAAAUGGCGUUUCAAACGAUCGAAAUUUGACUGAAAAAAGUUAGAAAUGUCUGAAAUGAAAUAAAUUGAAUCAACGUUUGCGAAAAGAAUGGAAUUUUGAGAAAACUCCGCGUGCUUCGUGAUAAUGAAUAAGCUCCUAGUUACUCUGACAAGGAAACUGUUUUUAUCCCCCGGUUGAACUUUUGAUGAAACUUCGCAGGGGUGUACUUUAAGGCAUGCUGAUUCCAAAUCAAAAAUAAAAUAUCUCGCCUUUUGCCUCGUAGUCAAAUUAUGACGGCUCAAAGUUUGCACGUGAAAGACUGGAACGCAGUAAGAAGGAAUGUGUCUCGCGCACGAGCCCUCACUUCCAGCGUAAGAGAAAAUUUUCGAAUAGGCAUUUCGAACGGUCGAAAAAUGACCAACCAAUUCAAGAGUAACAUUUUGAACGUUAAAAAAAUGACCGACCAUUUUGAGAGUGACAUUUCGAACGGUCAAAAACUGACCGACCAUUUUCGAAGUGACAUUUCGAACGUUCGAAAAAUGACCGACCAUUUUCAGAGUGACAUUUCGAACGGUCGAAAACUGACCGACCAUUUUCGAAGUGACAUUUCGAACGUUCGAAAACUGACCGACCAAUUUCGAAGUGACAUUUCGAACGUUCGAAAAAUGACCGACCAAUUUCAGAGUGACAUUUCGAACGGUCAAAAACCAACAUGUCAUUCUGAAGUGACAUGUUGAAAUGUUGAAACUCCAACCGUUCGACCAAUGACCAUUUAUUAUGACAUGUUGAAAAAAUAUUGGUCGAACGGUCGGUCGAACGGUCAAUUUUCGAAACUAUAUUUUAGAAUCAUAUUUAACUCUGAAGUAUACUAGAUCUUUUUUUAGACUUUCAACAUUUUGACAGGGAUUUUUUUGAUCUUUUCCAUGCUAUAUAUAUAUAUAUAUGAAAGUAGGAAGAAAUUUAUAGCCACCAACUUGUGGAUCCGUCUCCACGGCAAGUUCUGGCUCUUCUUCCUCUUCUGCUUCAUUUCCAACGAAUUCUGAUGGAAAUGAAGAUUAUCACGAUAGAGAUCACGACCGUGAUCGUGAAUCACCUCCAAGGUACAUCAAAAAUCGCUAAGAAAAACUUAAAAAAGGAUUUUAGCCGUCAAAAAGGCUCCCAGAGACAGACAACCGUUUCUGCGGCCCACGAUUACGAUUAUGAUAACAAUGUGGAUCGGCCCAGCAGACAGAAGUGAUUUUUCGAAUUGUUUUGCCUCGAAAUGAACAAAAAAUGUUCUAGAACAACAACAGCCCCAAGGAGAACAACUACAACUUCGGAUUAUGACUACGAUAACAGGAAAGAAGCCAAAUUCCACAGGUAAAAGAAGGUUUAAUGGAUCGUCGAAAAAAUUCGAAAAAGCUGGAAAUUUUCGAAUAGAAGAGUGCUAAGAAGAAUGAUGGUAGAGGGAUAAUGAAAUGAAAAAAUCCGGCGGAAAGAAUUUUGAAAGUGCAAGAUUUCUGAAAUUUAGCCCUUAAAAAAGCAUUCACGAAUAAUUCCUUGUUAAAAAGUUUUCUAUGCUCAUUUCAACAGAGCAAGCUUUAUUGAAACUUAUUAGAACUGCGGAUUUCAGCCUUAGUAAAAAUAACUUUGAAAAAGUUCUUUUUUAGUCCUGAAACGCAUUCGUACUCGAACAAGCCGGUGGAUUAUGAAUCUCAGCCGGAAGCGGUCACCGUUUUUGGCCCGGGCUUGAAUCCCGAUUCCAACAGUAUCAGCGCCAAUGAUCAUGAUGACCACAAGGUCAAAACCACCACGGUAAGUGCGUUGAGAAGCUUUCGAAACAGAGAGUUUUUCGAAUAAAAAAAGUUGAAUCUGGUAUACUCCAUUUUCCGCGACUUGAAACUGCUGUUUUCUCUGCACUCUCCUCAUCUUUAGACGGCCCUCUCAUGUUGACGUGCUAUUUUCGUAGUUCUUUGACCUCCCCGGUGAGGGAACAGAGAGACGCAGACACUCGAAACGACUUAAAAACUGACUAAAAUUUGAAAGAGUCGUAUUUUCAGACUUCCGAGUCAGUUUCUCAAACUUUCGACACAGAAGACGAUUUGGCUGGUUUGGAAUCGACGACCGCAGAGCCGAAGAGCAAAAAAAUCGGAAAAAGUCAGAAAUAUAUUCGGAAAAAGUACAAAAACUCUCGAAAUGUAGGCGAUUACAAUGACUACGAUGAAGUGACGAUCCCGCCAAAUCUGACCGAUUUAUUAGCGAAUUUACCAGAUGAUUUGAGCAGCGACAGUAUUCAGAAAAUGUUGAGGUGGGAUGCAGAAAAGGUUUGAAAGAAGAUGGGGUGAUUUUUAGAGAUUCCGUGGAUAAUCCGAAGGCUCUGAUCGCUGAAUUCGACCGGAUGAUGAAACAGAAUGAGGUGAGAAUAUUGAAAAAAGGUCAAAAAAGAACAAAGUGGAAAGUUUUAGGUCGGAAAGGCGAAGAAUAAAACAAAGAGCAACAAGAAGAAAAAGCAAAAAGGAAGAAAUCAGCGAGAAUUGAAGGCUGGAGAUUUGAGGACCGGCGAUAAGAUCGAUCAGAUUCAGGUAAGUCUGGAAAAAGGAAGAUAAAAAAGUUGAGCCCUCGAGGGGUCACUUAAGCUUGCGAAACGGGGUACUAUAGGGGUUUCAGUCAGUGACCCCUAAACUACCCAGUUAAGGCCCUUCAUAAGGGGGCCUUAACUGCAUAAGCUCCCUAAAUUUUACCUAUUUUCAGUCCCCUUCAGGAAUUUUUUCCCUCUUUACCCCUAUAGGGCGCUUCUACGUUCAUCGAGAAAGAAAACGAAAGUAACUGAGAUUUUCUCGCGAGUUUGAAAAAUCGUUCUUUUUUUUUCGAAAAUCUGGAGUAGAAAGAUUUGAAGUUCCGAGUCGAUCAAUUUCAAAAAAAUUAAUUUAAACUUUUUUUUCCCCCCUAUUAACAGGAUGUUUUUAAAGCUUUUUUUAAUAGUCUAAAAAAACGAUUCUAAAUGAUUUUUUUAGUUCGAAAAAAAGCUUUUUUUCUGAAAUUAUAUUGAUUCCAGAGAGAAAGAUCAGCUAAGAUGUGAAUUUCAGUUAAAUCUGACGUCGCUUUGAACCAGAAAUGUUUUAUUUUUCUUUUCGAAGGCAUUAUUUUCCUCAGGUCGACUGGACCUCAACUCGUCGACGGGACUUCGUCGAUGAAGAUGUGCCCUUGAGACAGAGGCCUUUGGGAGUUCGACCGCCUGUUAUUGGAGACAAGCCAAUGAUCGCCGGCCAGCUGAUGAUUUUCGACCUGGAUGAAGAGCCUCCACUUGAGGUCAAACCCACUGGAGCAGGUGUGGAGAUUUAUCGAAAAGGUGUGAAUAAAAACUUGAAGAAUCUCAAAACGAGGAGGAGAACUGCACGAUUUCCCGCGGCAGUCUGGUGGCCAUUUUCGGAGGUUUGGGCGCCCUUUGUGCCGCUCUUCUCGCAGUGGCUGUCACCCUGUUCUUGAGGCUGAACAGCUUAAAAGGUGAGCAAGGAACUGAGGAGUCAAAACGUUGAUAAAUUAUGAACGAGAAAAGGAAAUGCACUGAGAAAAUGAAAAACGGUCUCGCAUCAAAUUGACGUUUUUAAAUUGACUCCGCGAAACUCAAAAUAGAGGUCAGAGAGUGAAAAACAUAACUAAACUUUGGAGAUUCAGAGAUAAUUUCAAAUUUGGCUUGAAAAUCGCCUAAAAACCGAAAAAUAAUUUCCAGACAAAAACCUGCACGAGGACGAUUUACCAUCAAAAAGCACCCGAUUUUCCUACGCUCAACAUCGAUUCUUCUAG
This is a messenger RNA of Caenorhabditis auriculariae, 8909 nucleotides long. The record is from the annotation of a GenBank genome assembly. Lineage: Eukaryota; Metazoa; Nematoda; Chromadorea; Rhabditida; Rhabditidae.